Messenger RNA from Serpula lacrymans var. lacrymans S7.9, 804 nucleotides. RefSeq lists its product as uncharacterized. Lineage: Eukaryota; Fungi; Basidiomycota; Agaricomycetes; Boletales; Serpulaceae. The record is from RefSeq and is a predicted model, not a curated record. Bases 28 to 642 code for a protein of 204 amino acids. The transcript is spliced from 4 exons.
GAACCACGACCUAAGAACAUCGCCGCCAUGCAAAACCCCAAAGAAGAUAUCGUGCCAGUCAUCCGCACCCUCACUUCCACCGUCUCCGCUCCCUCCCUCGCCCACACCAUAACCACCAACUUCACUCCAGACGCCUCCUUCCGCCAUCCACUUUGCUGCGUCGAGGUACGCCCAGGCUCCCGCGAGGACAUACUUGGCAUAUACGAAUGGUACCGCAUCAUGAGCCCAAAGACGAAGAGUGAGGUACUCAGUGUCAUCUAUGAUCCUGACCUGAACGUGCUUAUCAUAGAGGUGGUGCAGUACUUCCACCUCCGCUUCACGCCCUUCGAAGCUGCUCCCUCUCACCUUAUGAUCCGUCUCAGCCUCAUAGAAAAGGAAGGAAAGUAUUACAUAGCUCACCAAGAGGAUUUCUUCCACCCCACCGACAUCACCAAUCUCGUGAUACCCCCACUGACUCCACUGAUCAAAUUCGGGCUCGUCACGGCGGCCUUCGUCUCAAAUGUCAAUGCACGGAUUUUCCAGUUCCUUGGGCUGAGUGAGUCGCGUGAUGGCGGAGGGUUGCAAGGAAAAAUCGAAGAUGGGAUAGACGGCAGUGCAGCCAGAGAGGGAGAUGGGCAUACGGAGGACGGACGCGUGGGGUAGGAUGAAUAGUUACAAAUGGAAACGACGUAUUGAAACGAUACCAGGAUAAGCAGUAGUCAUAUCAGACUUCAUCCUUCACAUUGAAAUUUUCUCGACUGAUGCUGUAAUUUAGCUUUAUACCUUGGAUGAGUCGGGGAAAACGCAAUGAAUCGUUGAAAGAGG